AGCGGGGAGAAUGGCGGCUGCUAGCGGAGCAGGAGCCGGAGCCGGAGCCGCGGGCGCCCCGGCAGCAGGUCUGAGCCCAAUCCUCGCGUGUCCUGAUCUGAGCCCCCCAGGCCGAGAACUCUAAGGCUGCCACCACUCAAAGCCCUAAAGAUGAACAAGGAAGCAACCGAGGUAUCUGAAAACAACCAUCACCUGAAGGUUUUCCUGCCGAAGAAGCUGGUGGAUUGCGUGCCCAAGUGCCCCAGCCUGCCAAAGGAGCGCCUGCGCUGGAACACCAACGAGGAGAUUGCUUCCUAUCUGAUCACCUUCGAGAAACAUGAAGAGUGGCUCUCGUGUUCACCCAAGACCAGACCUCAGAACGGCUCCAUCAUUCUGUACAACCGCAAGAAGGUGAAGUACCGGAAGGACGGCUAUUGUUGGAAGAAGCGGAAGGACGGCAAGACCACCCGCGAGGACCACAUGAAGCUGAAAGUGAAAGGUGUAGAGUGUCUCUAUGGCUGCUACGUCCACUCGUCCAUCGUCCCCACAUUCCACCGCCGCUGCUAUUGGCUGCUGCAGAAUCCAGACAUCGUGUUGGUGCACUACUUGAACGUCCCGGCCAUCGAGGACUGCGGGAAGAUCUGCGGCCCCGUCUUGUGCGCCAUCAACAGCGACCGCAGGGAGUGGUUGAAGUGGUCGAAGGAAGAGCUGGUGGGCCAGUUGAAGCCAAUGUUUCACGGGAAAAAGUGGACGUGCAGCAACGGGAACAGCACUGCGGAGUUCUCCAUCGAACAGCUGGUGCAGCAGAUCUUGGAGAGCCACCAGGCCAAGCCCCCGCCCCGGACACAUGCCUGCCUCUGCAGCAGCGGCCUGGGGAGCCCCGGUCACGUCCCGCACAAAUGCAGCAGCACGAAGCACCGGAUCAUCUCCCCGAAGGUGGAAGCCCGCCCUGGCCCCUACCCCGCCCUGACAGAAGUCCAGAACAUCUCCAGCGGCCCCGAGGCAAAAGCCGAGCCGGAACCGGCCAAGAGCAAGGACCUGAAGGCGGCGCAGGCAGCCUCCCCCGGCGGGGGGCGGCGACACCCCCGACUCCACGCAGCCCUCGCCUGGCCCGGCCCAGACCAAGGGUUCCCCAAGCAGGGGCUGCCCGCUGUCACCCUCUCGGUAGGCCUCCCAGGGAGCGCCAUUCUGCUCAUGACGGGGCUCAGCGGUGCUGAAAAGCCGCUGGCGCUGACCCCCAGCCAGCACCUGGUAUCGGGGGACGGCGGGGGGGUGCCCGCCGCCCCCCUCAGCUUGGCCCUUUUGCCGGGGCCGGGCCUGGUCCUGUCCCAGAACCUGGAGUCCACCAUGGAGACCAGCGAGGCGGGCCCGGCGGCCUUUGACCCGGACUGUUUCCUGAACAGCCCCACGCAAGGCCAGACCUACGGCGGGGGGGCGGGCCUUCAAGCCAAGCCUCAGCCCCAGGAGAGCGCUGCCCCCCCGGCCUACUCUCUGUACAUGCCCGCCAACCGCUUCUUCAUCCAAGACGACGGGGCCGGGCAGGUGCCCACGCCAGCCGUGCCACCCUCCGCUGCGGGAACGGAGGAGGCGGAGGAAGCCAAGAACGCUCCCGAGACACCCAUGGAGACUGCGGGGGAAGGCGGCUCGCCGGCCAAGGGGGCUCCCAACGGGGACCGCAGGGGGCCGACUGGAGGGCCGGCGGAAAUUUCGGCCACGGAGCUCCAGGAGGAGCUGUACUCCAUGAUCCAGACGGCGGCGGCGGCGGCAGCAGCGGCAGGAGGCUCGUUCGGCCUCUCGUUCGACAGCCACUUCCCCGACCUCAUUAGCGAGCUCAUGACUGACGAGGCCGGGAGCGGCAGCGCGGGCAGCAGCACCGAGGGCACCAGCGCCGGCUCCGAGAGCCCCGGGCCGGCCCUGCCCGAGUCGCUGGCAGAGCCCUGCUACGCGGUCGAAGGUGGCCCGCCGGGGGGCUCACUGCCCCAGCAGCCCCUGGUGCCAAUCACGGACUUCUCACCUGAAUGGUCCUACCCUGAGGGCGGGGUCAAGGUGCUGAUCACCGGCCCCUGGAUGGAGGAGACCGAGCCGUACAGCUGCCUCUUCGAUCAGAUCUCCGUCCCUGCUUCACUGAUCCAGUCUGGGGUGCUGCGCUGCUACUGCCCAGCCCACGAGGCCGGCCUGGUGCCCUUGCAGGUGGCCCACGACUCCCGCUUGGUCUCCAUGUCGGUUCUGUUUGAGUACCGGGCCCGGAACUUCAUGGCGCUGCCCAGCACCCAACUGGACUGGCUCUCUUUGGACGAUAACCAGUUCAGGAUGUCCAUCCUGGAGCGCCUGGAACAGAUGGAGAAGCGCGUGGCCGAGAUGAACGUCCCCGCAGGGCCCCCAGCCCAGCAGCGGGGGGAGAAGAAGCCUCCCAGUCAGGCUGCCUCAGACUCCUUUGAGGACCGCAUUGUGGCGCUGUGCGAGAAAAUGAUGUCGCAGUCCUGCUGGCUUCGUUCGGAGACCCUCGUGCACCACGUCAGCUUCCGGGGGAUGAGCCUGCUGCACCUGGCCGCCGCCCAAGGCUACACCCGCCUCAUCGAGAGCCUCAUCAAGUGGCGGACCCUCAACGCCCAGAGCCUGGACCUGGAGCAGGAGGUGGACCCGCUCAACGUGGACCACUUCUCCUGCACCCCUCUGAUGUGGGCUUGUGCCCUCGGCCACUUGGAAGCGGCCCAGCUCCUCUACCGUUGGAACAGCCAUGCCCUUUCCAUCCCGGACUCCCUGGGCCGCCUCCCGCUCACCGUGGCUCGUUCCCGCGGCCACGUUAAGUUGGCCACAUGCCUGGAGGAGCUGCAACGCCAGGAAGAGGCGCCCUCUGAACCGCCGGGCAUGGAGCCUGGCGCGGAUCUUCCGGGCAGCGCCAGCAAGGCCUGUGGCGGCCCACGACGGCCCACGGAAGCUCUGCACAUCCCCUCUCCGCUCUCUGCCAGCCCAGACACAGGGCUCAGCACCGCCAGCGGCGUCUCCUCCCCCUCCGAACUCUCAGAGGGCUCCUUGUCCAUCACCUCGGCCUACUCCAGUGGGUCGGCCUUGCGGGAGUCCCCGGCCUACAGCCCCGACGCCGAGGGGGCCAUGGACGUGUGCCAGGCUCUGGCACCGGACGGCGUGGCCCGGUGGUACUUGCGGGAGGCCCCCAGCCCCCACGGCCUCCCUCACGCUCCCUUCUUCAUGGACUACGACGAGGUGGGGGCUGCAGGCCUGGCCGGAGGGCCAGAACCGGACCUGGCGCCUGAGUUGCUGGGCUAUGGGGAGAACGCGGAGAACGAGGAGUACCUGCCAGCCGCGGAUGUCCUGCAGGUGGACAUGAUCACACUGGCCAAACAGAUCAUUGAGGCAACGCCGGAGCGCAUCAAGCAGGAGGACUUCACCUGCGCCGAGGCGCCUCUCCGGGAGCGGCCCGGAAACCUGUGCCUGAGCGAGACCAUGUCCUGGCUGGCCAGCUACUUGGAGAACGUGGACCAGCUGCCCAACGCCCCCCAGCGACGGUCCCUGGCCGCCUCCCCGCCCUCGGCGCACCCCUGCCUCAGCCCCCUGCCCUCCCCGCUGGGCGAGCUGUCCUUCGAGCGCCUCCCUCCGCCCCCCACGGCCGCCAGCUGGGCGGAGUUCCUCAACGCCUCCGCCAACGGGAAGAUGGAGAGCGACUUUGCCUUGUUGACGCUCUCAGACCAUGAGCAGCGGGAGCUGUACGAGGCCGCCAAAAUCAUCCAGACUGCCUUUCGCAAGUACAAGGGCCGCCGGCUGAAGGAGCAACAGGAAAUUGCAGCAGCCGUCAUCCAGCGAUGCUACCGCAAGUAUAAGCAGUACGCGCUCUACAAGAAGAUGACGCAGGCAGCCAUCUUGAUCCAGAGCAAGUUCCGCAGCUACUCCGAGCAGAAGAAGUUCCAGCAGAGCCGCCGGGCCGCCGUCCUCAUCCAGCAGUCCUACCGCAGCUACAAGGAGUACGAGAAGCUGAAGCAGGGGCACCGGGCCUCGGCCGCCAUGCAGCAGAAGAUCAAGGGAACGUUCCUCACCAAGAAGCAAGACCAGGCCGCGCGCAAGAUCAUGAGGUUCCUGCGGCGCUGCCGGCACAGGAUGAAGGAGCUGAAGCAGCGGCAGGAGAUGGAGCCCCCCUCACAGAAGCGAGGCAUGGCCACUUAGCCGGCGGAGGAGGAAGAGGAGGAAGAGGAGCCAGGACUGCGCCGGGCUGCCUACCUCCGCGGAGAGUCUUAAUCCCCGCCCAGGGCCCUCGGAGGCCAGGCGGACGGAGUGUCUCCCCCAUUUCAAGGACUGUGCAAUAGAGACUGGCCAAGAGGCAGAGGCAGGGUCUCCCCCCUCCCUCCCUCCAGGGUGGGGGCAGAGGCAGCCCUUGCUCUGACCCGAGCACUGAGGCCCCAGCAGAGGCCCCCCUCCCGGAUGCUGGAGCCCCCUUCCCCCGUGCACGCUUCGCCUUAUGUCUGUGCCAAGUCUUUGCCCUUCCCCCCCCUGCUGCCCCCAUCUCCCUCAAGCCCAUGGGGCGCCUGUGUGGGUUGGAGGCCUUUCCAGUGGGUCAGAGGCAGAAUGCCUGGGCUUUCUGGGAAAGUGGGGGGGGAGGGUGUUACGCUUCUCUCUAGACCCCCACCCCUGCCAUCAUAGAGGGACCCAAUCCCUUCACUCCACCUCUUUCAGGGGGUCCUUCUGGAAGAAGCCAGCCCCCACCCCAUCUCUCUCCUGCAAUGCACUUUUGAUUCCCCACCCCCCCCACCCCCGGUCUGUACCCUUCUCCCCCCUCCCUUCCUUUUUCACAAGGGUGUGUUGUUCACACAAGUUGUCCCA
Messenger RNA from Elgaria multicarinata webbii, 4809 nucleotides. RefSeq names its product calmodulin binding transcription activator 2 (gene CAMTA2). Gene Ontology annotation, biological process: regulation of transcription by RNA polymerase II. Lineage: Eukaryota; Metazoa; Chordata; Lepidosauria; Squamata; Anguidae. Gene Ontology annotation, cellular component: nucleus. The record is from RefSeq and is a predicted model, not a curated record. Gene Ontology annotation, molecular function: double-stranded DNA binding; protein binding; transcription coregulator activity.